Messenger RNA from Hymenoscyphus albidus, 1751 nucleotides. NCBI's taxonomy places the organism in Eukaryota, Fungi, Ascomycota, Leotiomycetes, Helotiales, Helotiaceae. The record is from the annotation of a GenBank genome assembly.
AUGGAUAUCCGCGCCGCCCUCCCCGUCUCCCUUCCCCAUCCCCAUCCAACGACGAGUUACUGGCAGGAUCCUCCUGAUGCCUUGCUAGCGGAUUAUAGGAGUCCUGAUGCGGGGUUGUUUACUACAGAAGAUGGGGGGAGAGAGGGGGAGGUGGUUGAUACGGUUAUUGUUGGGAGUGGGAUUAGUGGUGCGAGGGUUGCUUGGGGGUUGCUUGGGGAUGGUGGUGAGAGUGGGGAAGUUAGGGAUGGUGAGAGGGGGGAGACUGGGGGGCAAGAGAGAGGUGGGAUGAGGAAGAGGAAGACAGUGGUUAUGUUGGAAGCGAGACAGGCUUGUUCUGGUGCUACAGGGAGGAAUGGUAUGUUUUCCCUCUUUCUAUUCCCUUCUACACGCCCAUCAGGAGCUAUACUAUACACUUAAUAGUGGAAAUCCAAACCCAACUUUUCCCAUCCAUACCAACUCCUCAAGUUUCUCCCUCUCUUCCCCAAAAAGGAAAAGAAAAAAGGAAAGAAAACCAAACCACAAAACUAACAUAACCCCCAGGAGCCCACACAAAAGCCGCCUCCUACCGCUCAUUCCCCUCCAAUGUCUCCCUGCUCGGCGUCGACGAAGCCCUCCGCAUCGCCAGACUCGAAUACCGAAAUAUCCUCGCCGUCCACGCGUUCGCCGCCAAAUACAAGAUAGAGUGUGAAAGCAGGGUUUGCGAUACGGUUGAUGUUAUAUUCGAUGAUGUGCAAUGGAGACAGUGUGUUGAAGCUGUGGGGUUGAUGAAGAGGUUGUUUAUUGAGGAGGGAGAUGCGGAGGGAAUAGCGCGGUACGAGCUUUUCGAUAAGGAGGAAGCGAGGAAGAAAUACUUGGUAAAGGGAGAAGAUAUGGGGCAAGUAAAGGGGGGUGUUCGGUAUGCAGCUGGCAGUAUAAACGCCUACCGUUUCGUCUGUGGAGUCCUCAAGCUCUGUCUAUCUCGCGGCCUCGAACUCCACACCCACACACCCGUCCUCUCCCUCUCACGCCGCAACUCAAUAUGGAAUAUCCACACCCCCCGCGGCAUCAUCAAAGCUAUACGAGUGGUCCUAGCUACCAAUGCAUAUACAUCAUCCCUCGCCCCCUCCUUCCAAGGCUCCAUCGUUCCCCUUCGCGGCCAGGUCACCGCGCAAAUCCCGCGUAAGGGGCUACCACCAGAUGGAUUGCAGACGACGUAUAGUUUCAUCUAUGCGAAUGGGUAUGAAUAUAUGGUUCCUCGUCCAGCUGACACCCGCUUCCCGGGGGAUAUCGUGAUUGGAGGCGGGUUAGUGAAAGCGAGUGAUGAGGGAGUGGGGGAGUUUGGGACGGUUGAUGAUUCGGGUCUAAAUCCUGUUAUCAGUACCUAUUUGAAGGACAGUCUGGUGGGCUAUUUUGGAGAGAGUUGGGGGGAGGAUUGUAAUGGGGAAGGAGGCAGGGUGAGGUGCGAGUGGACGGGGAUUAUGGGGUAUACGCCUGAUGGGUUCCCCUUCGUUGGAAGGGUUCCUGGGGAAGGUAAUGAGGGACUUUGGGUGAGUGCGGGGUUUGUGGGACAUGGAAUGGUGCUUUGUUGGGAGUGUGGGGGGAAGCUGGUUGAGAUUAUGAUGCAGGAGAGUGGUGAGGGGGGUGAUGAGGUGGGUGAUGAUGGGGGAGAGGGGUUCCCGAGGGCGUUUUUGGUAGAUGGGGGGAGGUUGAGGGAGAGGUUUAGGGGACGGUUGCAUACUGGUUGUGGGGAUGGGGAUGGGGGUAGGGUGUGA